AUGACUCUCUUAAGGGCCCCUGGUCCUGAGGGCGGAAUGGUGCUGGGCCCCCCCCCAUCGGGUCCCGCCGACUUGCCCCCCCGCUGUAGCUGCCCUGUUUGUCCGUGCGCUUUCACGCGAGCAUCCAGCCUAACCACCCACAUAUGGAAGAAACACCCAGCAGAAUGGAAUGACAUUAAGAAAAGGCGCGACGCCUCACGUCGCUCAAACGUCCGCACCUACGCUCGAUGGACGAGAGAGGAGUUGGAGCGUAUGGCUGCGAUAGAGCACGAGGCGUUGUCCAAAGGCGUGCAACAUGAACUCGUACUUAACUCCCUUUUGGCACGCACUAGGGAUCAGAUCAGCUGCAGGCGGAAGAAGGACGACUACAAAGCCAUCCUGAAGUCGCUUGAAAGCGAAGCCCAAUGUCCCGGCCCGGACGGUAGCCGGGCUCGAGUGGUUCCCGACAGCCCCAGGAACGACCACCCAACCAGCGGAGACCUCAAAAGCCCCAAAGGAAGGACUGGUCGCAAAUGGUCAGCUGAAGAGAUCAAAGUCCUCCAGCAGGCGCCACGCGAUGUCCCGGACGCCGAACUGGUCCCUCUCCUUCCUGGCCGUACUGUCCAGGCCAUCCGAUCUAGAAAGGCGGCGUCUCGUCGCCCAAAGGGCCAGACCGGUCGGACCUGCGGCCCAGGCCCGACGGACGAGGAGCAGGUCACGGCCGAGCCCCAGCCGUACGAGCGAUCUAUGACAGAAUCCGAACAGGGAAUAUCCGACUAUUUAUACGGCAUUCUUCCUAACAUCCCCGACCCCGUGGUUCGGGAAAAGGCCAAACAGGCCAUCGGUGACCCCAACGGUUUCUCCAAACUAUAUAAUGAGUUCUUCCCGAAGAACAGGACCGUUAGCAGGCGGGCGAUGCCGGCGGUGAAGGUGGGAGUGAAGAGGAGGCGCGCCCAGCGUGCCAUAAUCUAUAACUUCCUCCAGAACCUCCAUAAGCGUAGUCCGAAGUCUGUAGCCGAACGGGUCCUCGACAGCGACCUCUCCUACGAGGGACUUGUUGCCGAACGGGCCUUCUCCGACGAGGACUUUCUGCGCAAAUGGAAGCCGGUAUUCGAACGACCCUGCUAUGCGGACCUGGCCGGAGACCAUCCCGGCCCGCCGUUGAACGAACUAGCUGCGCCCAUCAAGGUGGCCGAUGUCGCUGCCGUGAUUGCAUCUCUAAAAGAAUCGUCCCCAGGACCUGAUGGCCUCCGCCUUAACAUCUUGCGGGGGAUACCCGUAGAGGUCAUCACCUUUCUGUAUAAUCUGCUACUGCUUAAAGGACCGCCGCCCACCAGGGGCAAAGCUGGCAACAUCUUCACCUCCCGGGUGACUUUCAUCAAGAAGGUGGAGGUGCCUGGCGAUGCCCUUGAAUUCCGUCCCAUCGCCAUCGGGAAUUACUUUGUGCGAAUAUUUCAUCAGGUGCUUGCGAGUCGGUUUGAGGCAGCCUUACCUAAUCAUCGAGACCAGGUCGGGUUUAAACGUCUCGAUGGGGUUGCCCACAAUGUCCUCAAGUUAAAUGCGGCACUAAAUGCGGCCCGGAGCAAACAUGAGAACUUAGUUGUCGCAUCGGUGGACAUCCGCAAGGCAUUCGAUUCGAUAUCGCACGAAGCGAUACUGGGCAUACUCCAACGGAAGGGGGUCCCCGACCUCCUUAUGGGGUAUCUGCGAACCUAUUUCAGCACGAGCAGACUACAGAUUGGAAAAGACUUGAUCCACCCGAAACAUCGUGGGGUUAAGCAGGGGGACCCUAUGUCCCCCUGGCUAUUCAACCUAGCCCUGGAUCAGAUACUUGAGGGACAGGAGGAGUACGCCAUUACCAUCGGCGCGAUAGUACUCAAUCAGAUGGCGUAUGCUGAUGAUCUAAUACUAUUCGCCAGCUCCCAGGAAGAAAUGCAAAAACGGAUCGAGCGACUGACUAUCGGCCUCGGCCGCCUUGGACUUGAGCUUAACGCCCGAAAAUGCUGUGUGCUCUCCAUUCGCGGGGAUAAGAAGAGGAAAUUUAGCUUUGUUGAUACGGAUGUGUCGAUAUCCGUCGAUGGUACCCGUCUACCAGUUGUGACUGCCGUGUCCGAAUUUCGGUACCUCGGGUCCAGUUCAAUUGGAAGGGCGUGGCCCCUAACAUUCGGCCGACUACAUAAGGGCGAGCUCGUCAAAGGGGACAAAGCAGUUCGUCGGGUCGUCCGCAGGUGGCUCCGGCUACCGGCGGAUUGUCCCAAUUCCGCAAUACACACUCCCGCGAGAUUCGGCGGUUUGGGGGUGAACUCUCUAGAAACCUUAUACUCGACAUUAAAAGAAAGCCGCCUAACCCAGUUGUCGUAUGGUGAUGAGGAAGAUGCCGCGAUAGCAUCUAAUCCCGCCGUGCGAGGUCUGAUGUCCUACAAAUUCAGAGGAUCUGUAAUGUCAUCCCGAGAGGGUCUGGUCGAAGAUCUCCACAGGAGAUUGGACACCAGGGGCCUACAGGGGUAUGAGAAGGUACCAGCUGUCAACAGCUGGCUGGACCAUGCCCCCACCAACUUGGCCGGACACGAUUUCCAGGAGGCCAUUAGGGUGCGCCUAGGCUGUAUGGGCACGCCAUCCCGGCUCAGCCGGGGUGGUCGUUCUGUCGAUACCAUCUGCAAAUGCGGGAGCAAUGCUCGUAUGAGCCUGCCCCACAUAGCCCAAGCCUGCAGCAUCGUUAGCGGUCUCCGGAUAAAACGCCACAACAACGUCGUCCUAUACGUGGCACAGAUCCUGAAAGAAAAGAAAUACGACGUAAUCAUGGAACCUAGGCUUCAGACUGAGCGCGGCCUCCGUAAGCCCGACCUUGUGAUCCUGGCCAAGAAGGAAAUAAUUGUCCUGGAUGUACAGAUACGACCUGACUCUGUCGUAUGCACUCUGGAUGCAUGCAACAGGGAAAAAGAUCGCGAAGUACAAUCAGCCGUACGUUCUUGA
Acanthosepion pharaonis is the source of this 2952-nucleotide messenger RNA. Lineage: Eukaryota; Metazoa; Mollusca; Cephalopoda; Sepiida; Sepiidae. The record is from the annotation of a GenBank genome assembly.